Molecule: messenger RNA, 1284 nt
Organism: Procambarus clarkii (red swamp crayfish)
Lineage: Eukaryota; Metazoa; Arthropoda; Malacostraca; Decapoda; Cambaridae
Source: RefSeq, a predicted model, not a curated record
GCUAGUCCUCCGCCCCAGUCGCUUCCUAGACCUUCAAGCAUAUACAUUGUCUGGCGCUCAAGAUUUCCGUUACUUGAGAGGAUACUUUGAGAACAGAGUAUACUUUGUGAUGCAGUGUCUAUCAGCCUUGGUGGUGUGUGUGUCCCUGGCGGCGACCGUGGCGGCGGCGGGGCUGACCAGACACGGCAGGACCAGGCUGCCUGAGGGCGCCCAGGACUACCCUGAGCUCUGGUUUACUCAGACCCUAGACCACUUCAACCCAACCAACACUCAGACAUGGCAACAGAGGUACUAUGCCAAUGAAUCGUUUUACAAGCCUGGUGGACCAGUCUUCCUGAUGAUUGGGGGUGAAGGGCCUGCCAAUUCGGCGUGGAUGCAGGAGGGAGCUUGGAUUACAUAUGCCGAAGAUGUUAAUGCCUAUCUACUCUACUUGGAGCAUAGAUUCUAUGGCAAAAGCCAUCCCACUGAGGAUGUUUCAGUAGAAAAUCUGGAAUACUUGAGCAGCGAACAAGCCCUUGCAGAUUUGGCAGUCUUUACUGUAAGCAUGCAAGAAAGUCUAGAUUUAAAAGAAAAUAAAUGGAUAGCAUUUGGUGGAUCGUAUCCAGGAUCUCUAGCAGCCUGGUACCGCUUGAAGUAUCCACAUCUGGUACACGGAGCUGUUGCUACAAGUGCUCCAAUUCUGGCUCAGGUUAAUUUUCUAGAAUAUCUGGAAGUGGUUCGGGAUUCUCUUGCAACAUAUGGAGAAGUUUGCAAUUCAGAGAUCAAGGAAGCGCAUCGUCAGCUCCAUACGCUGCUUCAGGACAACACAGGAUGGAACAGCAUCACCGAGGAGUUUAGAUUGUGCACUCCUUUGGAUGGAACUAACGAACUAGAUGUUGCAAAUUUAUUCUCUUUAUUGACUGAGAACGUGGAAGGUGUGGUGCAGUACAACAAGGACAACCGAGCAUUUGAAGGUGCCAAGGACACUAACAUUACCAUCGACACAGUGUGUGGCAUGAUGACUGACCAAGCCAUAGGUGAUCCAAUUGCAAGAUAUGCAGCAGUAAACGCGAUGAUGUUGGAUGUUUAUGAGGAGGAAUGUUUGGACCACACAUAUGACUCCAUGAUUAAUGAGUUGCGAGCUACCAGUUGGGAGAAUAACACAAGUGGAGGUCGCACUUGGACUUAUCAGACUUGCACAGAGUUUGGAUUCUAUCAAAGCUCAGACUCGUUGAACCAGCCAUUUGGAAAUGAGUUUCCUAUUGAGUUCUUCACUAAGCAAUGUGAAGAUAUAUUUGGGCCAGG